AAAAUAAAAUCACUCAAAAGGGUGACAAUCAUCAUAUCGGAAGAAACUCCGUAUUUAUUCUCUUUUUCUUUCUCUCUCUCUCACUUUUUCUCUUCAUAAUAAUCCACGCAAUUGUAGUAGAUGAGUUUUCUUAAUUUCAGGUAUAAAGAAGCAAAAAGAAAAGCUUCAAAAAAAGUUCUUGUAGUAGCAAUAUGAUAAUUGACUCCAAACCACUGUUUCUAACUCAUCCAUAUGCAACAAUUAUGUUGGUGAAGGGUGAUUUUAAAACGAUUAUCGAAUUACCUAAAUACGUUGAUAUAAAUGAAUGGCUCGCAUUUAACACCUUUGAAUUUUUUAAUCAUCUAAAUCUAUUUUAUGGAUCCAUUACUGAUUUUUGUACACCACAGAGCUGUCCAACCAUGUCAGCAGGACCUGGAACAGAAUAUACAUGGACAGAUAACAUGACCAACAAAAAGAUUAAACUGUCAGCACCGCAAUAUAUAGACUAUAUGACGAGUCAUAUAGAGAGCAUGAUUGAAGACGAGAGAUUAUUUCCAACCAAAUCAGGUCGAGAGUUUCCAGUAGACUUUGUUCAGAUUGUAAAGAACAUAUUUAAACAACUAUUUAAGCUAUUUGCACAUAUUUACCAUCAUCACUUUGAUAAAAUAAUUUCACUACAUGAAGAACCUCAUUUCAACUCGUUAUUUGCUCAUUUCGUAUCUUUUGCCAGACAAUUCGAUCUACUCGAAAAGAAGGAUAUACAGCCCUUAUAUGAACUAAUCGAACUACAUACCCAAUGUAAUCAUUAACUGUUGCCCGAGUGACUUUAAAAUAUAAAAAAAUAUUUAUCCUCCCUCUUUUCAUAUGUGCAGUGGCUCCACCCUCAAAGUUCGUUUUCUAAUGAACUGAAUUCGUUUUUUCUAUAGCCCAAAGUUUAUUCUUUGAUUGGCCAAAGCUCGUUUUUGUAACUUGCCCAAAUUCGCUUUUGCAUCAUUCAAAGUUCGUUUUGAUUAUUAAAGGUGAACACUACGCACACGAGAAAUCCACGAG
Molecule: messenger RNA, 1029 nt
Organism: Rhizopus microsporus ATCC 52813
Lineage: Eukaryota; Fungi; Mucoromycota; Mucoromycetes; Mucorales; Rhizopodaceae
Product: Mob1/phocein
Exons: 4
Coding region: 192-788 (198 amino acids)
Biological process (GO): signal transduction; cell division; positive regulation of protein phosphorylation
Cellular component (GO): nucleus; cytoplasm
Molecular function (GO): protein kinase activator activity
Source: RefSeq, a predicted model, not a curated record